Tuber aestivum (summer truffle) is the source of this 1788-nucleotide messenger RNA. The record is from the annotation of a GenBank genome assembly. Lineage: Eukaryota; Fungi; Ascomycota; Pezizomycetes; Pezizales; Tuberaceae.
CAAACCUUGUUUGUCUUUGGAUACCAUAGUUCUGAUCACUGCCACUGAUAUUUAAAACUAAGUUUGUUUCUCCCUACCUUCCUUUUCUCGAUCUGUGCAAUUUGUUGCACACUAUUUUCUCUUCUUCGUCAUCCCUGAUUACUUCGACUUCCAUAUCCCGUACCCCCUUUCUGCACCUCCUAUUCACACUUAUUGCGUGAGUAAAUACAUCUCCUUAUUAUCUUCCUACUCAUGCAGUUCAUGUAGGAGGACUUCUUAAACAUGGAGUAUCAACCUGAUGCGCGGAGGGGCCAACAUGAGCCUCAGCACCACUUCGGUCCCCCGAAUAUUUCCCCCGCUGCCGUGUCCGAUACACCAAGGCCCACCCGAAGGUCCGCUCUACCCCCCUCGAUUUCCCCCGGGAUCAGCCGUGGACAUCUUCGCCGCUUCGAUAUCCCCGAUGAGGAGGGCAAGUCUUCAGUUUUCCCGGAGCAGGUCCCACCGGCUGGUGAUCCCCAGCCGCAGUACACACGGGAUUGUGUAAAAAGGUUCCAGGACUGGCGUUCGGAAAAAGGAAAUUUGGCUUCUCGGGGCGGUAGGGAGGGGGGGUUGGAUAUCGAAAUAUCAUUACUGGGUUUUCUCAGCUUCAAAAAGGCCUUGCAUAUAGAUGAUGAUCAUGAAACGUAAGCCACUUUCCCCUUUCCAUCGUAAGUUUCUAAUUGAAUAGCGCUAGGUUUCCGAAAUAUUCAUAUGACUCGUUCACCUCAGUGCUCACCAUUCAAUGCAUGCCAAGCGUUAUCCAUGAACAGGUGGUGUCGACCAUUUCAGAAGGUCUGACUCUGGCUCGUAGCCAUCUCCCCACCUACCUUCAGCAGAGGAUUGACAUCGUGGGAAACCAAAAUUUUACCAAUUUUCACGGCGCGUACCAUGGGUCGGAGAAAACACCAGACACUGCGUUGAAAAUUGAAGAUUCUUCUGGGAAUCUGGCGCUGAGGUUUAUCUUGGAGGUUGGUCUCGCAGAGACUUAUGAGAAGCUAGUUCGCGAUGCCAGUUUGUGGCUGGACGGUACCGAGACAGUUUCCGCAGUUAUGCUCGUGAAGCUGGUUGAGGAUCCAGGCUACCAGUGCCCAACCCAAUUACUCAGUGAUCAGGAAUUUGCUCAACAGGGGUUUCUCCGCCCGCAGGAACUUAACUUGUCAACCUUCGCGCUCCAUGGCUCAUAUGGCCCCGCAGUUUACAAGGGGUUCACUUGGGUAGGGAGCGUCUCGGGCUUUAUCGAGAUUUGGAAAAGAGAUCGAGUGUCUGGGUUAGCCUCACGAACUAGAGGUCCAUUGGUAAGUUGCUUGUUAAAGUAGCUGAAGUCAUUUAAGCUGACAUAUGUAGAACCUCCUAUCGAUGGCUGAUUCCACGGCUAUUGACUUUUGGAUGAGCGACUUCAUUGAUAUUCCUCCUGAAGACGAUCAACCAAUUCUCUGCAAAUGGGGCAACUUUCUUAAUAAUCUCGGGCGUUAUAUCAGGGAGCUGGCAGCUGACAGAUGUCGUCGGGCUCUAAUCGACCGUGAGGGGCGUAUGAAUAUCUUAGACCGCGAUUAUCAACCCUCUCAUUCAGUCGAUUCUCCGUAGCAGUCGAUUUGCCGUUUGUACCUUACGUUCUGCAUUUUUCUUCUCUCUGGGGUGGUGAUUGCGGGACUGUGUGGUGAUGUGUAGCUUAGUCACCAAGUGAUGUAUGGUGGAUGGUGCUCGUGUUAAAUAGAUACCCGCCCUUGCGCAACCUCCGGAUACAGGACAAUGAAAUUGACGAACUACCUG